AAAACACACAACCUAUGUGUCUGAAUCUAACCAGGAUGUUUUUUUUUAUCAUGUAUUUCUCCCUAGUAACCACAAAGCGGCAGUGUGGUUUCAUGACAACUGUAUGUUACCUUAUCGCAGUCCAAGUCCCGGCAGCCAGCGUUCAGCUCAGUAGUCCAGACAAACGAAAGCCAUUUGUUUGAGUGUAGUACUCUCGUCAGACUGGAAGGUCUCACGGUGCUGUUCAGUCGCAUACGCUCAGUGUCCUUCACGGAAGCUCUGCUCUGAAGGACACACGGUGACAUUUGUGUAGUGUUUGUCUCUUUAAGGAGCGGGAGGAGGCGUUGUGUGUCGGAGCGAUGUAGCCUGCUUGGCCGUGUGGCCCACCCCACCUGCUCCCUCCGGCCGUGGACGACAGGAGCUGGGAUGCCGAUGCUGUCAUCAGGAAAUGAAAGUUAAACAUUAUCUUUAUUUGGAAGAUAUUUUGGGGGAGCACAUCUUGUUAGAAGUCUGCUGGCUCGCUGAAGAAUUGUCAGUUUUUUGAAUCCUCACCCAAACCGACCCACCCACUCCCACUGUGGAAUCUCAAGCCAUCUUCAUUAUCAUUGUCAGAGAUAACAGGAAAUGGAACAAGACAACAUGAGCCAAAGCCAGAUGCCAGCAGGAAACCCCACUGGAGUGGAGGAUUCAGUAACAUCGCAAACUCCUGCUCCAAAUCCAUCAGAUCCAACACGUGAGCCCACGGCUAUGCCGCCUGCCGUUAUUGCCAGGCCUCGUCGGCCCCAGAGGAGUGCCAGAGUAGAAAGUUCCGUAGACAUAUCCGAACCCAAAGCUGAGCCCACACCAGUGGAUAACCAGGGCCAUUGUGCUCCUGAUGGUUCAGCAGCAAGUCGUGCAAAGCCUGCUUCCAGUCCCCCAAUCAGAACCUCAGGGGAUCGACCCAGCAUCAAGGCUGGUCCUAAAGGUCCAGGACACCAGGCAGUCAGAGCUGCCUCGGUACCCCACCCACCUGCCAGCAAGCCUCUACCCUCUCACCUUAACCCUCACGCCCAGAGAGCUCUGUCGGUUGCAGGCACUGCUGAUACUCAGGCCCACACUGUGGAAGAUUUCAGGGUGCACAUCAUCACUUGGAAUGUGGGUUCGGCCACACCCCCUGAUGACAUCACCUGCUUGCUGGGCUUGCAUGUCGGCGAUGGAAACACAGACAUGUACAUCAUCGGGCUGCAGGAAGUGAACUCAAUGAUUAACAAACGACUGAAAGAUGUCCUCUUCACGGACCAGUGGAGCGAGGUCUGCAUGGAGAGACUCAGCCCCUUUGGAUAUGUGCUGGUGACCUCCCAGAGGAUGCAGGGUGUGUUGCUGCUGGUUUUUGCCAAGUACUACCAUCUGCCUUUCCUCCGUGGAGUCCAGACUGAGACCACCCGCACCGGCCUGGGGGGUUACUGGGGGAACAAAGGUGGAGUCAGCGCCCGCAUGUCAGUGUUUGGACACACGAUCUGCUUCCUCAACUGCCACCUGCCGGCUCACAUGGAAAACUCGGAACAGCGCAUGGAGGACUUUGAGAGCAUCCUGCAGCAGCAGCAGUUUGAGGGCCAGGCAGCCUCUGGGGUUCUCGACCACGAUGUGGUGUUCUGGUUUGGUGAUCUCAAUUUCCGCAUCGAUGACUUGGAAAUGCAAGUGGUAAAAACAGCCAUCGACAAUAACAAACUUUCCACGCUGUGGGAGAAAGAUCAGUUAAACAUGGCAAAGGACAGUGAGACCGUGUUGGAGGGAUUUCAAGAGGGUCCCCUCAAAUUCCCCCCUACCUACAAGUUUGAUGUAGGGACAAAUGUAUACGACACAAGUGGAAAGAAGCGUAAACCAGCCUGGACUGACCGAAUCCUCUGGCGCCUAAGAGCCACAGCCCCUGCUGCCAGCCCAGGGAAGCGUAGUUCUACUUCUGGGCUAACCAGCGGAACCAAAGUGACACAGCACUACUACCGAAGCCACAUGGAAUAUAUGGUCAGCGACCAUAAACCCGUCUCUUCCAUCUUUACCUUGCAGUUUCCUUACAAGGUGGAUGUCCCAUUGGUCACGCUCCUGGUGGAGGAUGAGUGGAAUAGUAUUGCUGAAGCUAUAGCCAAAUUCAAAAUGGCACCCAACUACUCUCGCAGUUCCUGGGACUGGAUUGGACUGUACAAGGUGGGUUUCAAACACCAUAAAGACUAUGUGGGAUACGUGUGGGCCAAGCAAGAGGAGGCAGAUUUUCAUAGACAAGAACAUCAGGUAACCUUUACGGAAGAGGAAUUGCCUAAAGGCUCAGGGGAUUUUAUCUUGGGUUACUAUAGCAACAACAUGAGCACCAUUGUGGGUGUAACUGAGCCAUUUCAGAUCCAGCUUCCCACUUCAGGCCAUGACGUCAGCUCUUCAGACAGCUCCGACUUCAGCUCCGAGGAUGACAGCACUGUUGUCCUCAUGAAGUCCAGGUCCCGCAGUCCCAGUCCUCACAAGGGCAAGCACCGCCGCCAUCGCAGCGGCAGCCACAGCCGCUCUGGAAGUCCUGCACAGACCAAAACUGUCACGGAUGGUUCACCAUCCACGACUUCAACAUCUGAGUGUGAACCCACAGAACGUCCAGCAGAUGGCAGCCAGCGGCCUGAUUCUGAGGAGAACAACAAACAGAGAGAGGAGACAGGGGUGUGAUCAUUUUGUCACAAGGCACAAACCAAAUGCUGUGUCUUUUAUUUGAUACAUCUACCACACUGGAUGUUUUUUUUCAUGAAAAUGUGCGGUUUGGGAUGUCAUCGUUUUCACCAUUAACCGCCUGGUUCCUUUAGAGCAGGGGUUUUCAAAUACUUCCAGCGGCCUUCCCCAGGGAGAUAGUAGAAGAUUUCAGAGGAGAUGCAGCCGCUUGAGAAAAAUAAAGAAAAAAACCCUUUUCAAACAUGCUAAGCUUGCUUAGUUAUGUCAGAGCCAGAGUUAAUAGGCUUUUAGUUCCUACAUUGAGUGAGGAAGCCUGAAUGGGGCUUCAGCGUCGUCACUACACCGGCCUUCUGAGAGUGUCUUGAUUGAAUUGCAGCAAUUCUCCGCCAAAACAACUCUUUGACUAGUUGUUUAGUUUCCAGUGUAGUAGUAAACAAUGGCGACGGUGACAUCCAGAUUGUUGUUGAAGCUGGAACCAAUGGAUGUGGAACACCAGUCACUUUUAUUGUACGUGUUGCUCUGAAGCCCCUCAUAUUUAUAUCAUAUUCAUAAAACCGCUCAUAUGUGCUGAGACGCACCUCAAUUUGCGCCAUUGUUUCUUUUGUUUUGGCAAACGUUUUGGAGGUUUUGCGGAAGGGACCAAUCACAGCUCUGCACUUCAUAUCGCCGUUGACGGGAAGUUAGAAUUUUUGAAGGUGACGGUUUGGAGAGGGAGGAGCCAGCCUGCAUUGCUUACGUGGGCGCCUUGACACUGCAGAAUAGUUCAGGCUAAAGUCCACUUAAUCAAUUUUAAGGGGGCGUAGGCGAGAAUCCAACUGUAUUAUACUACUGCACUUUGAAAAUCCCUGCUUUCCUAACUGUUUCACUGCGUCCUGUAUUGUCCCAGUCUCAGACAAUCAUGCAUAGUUGUAAUUUCUUCAUAUUUUAAGGGCAUUUUCACGCAUUGUGUUGGUCUAGCCCAUUUGUUCACCCCAUUGUCUGGGCAGCAAAUACGGGUGCAAAUGAAUGAUGGCAUCUUGAUUCAGUUUUAAAAAUCUGGAGUAUGUUAAAAGACAACAAAGUGGCUAAGCAGUCAUACUGUACUAGUCACCUCUGCAGACUGAAUACGAACUAUCAGCACAAGGCCACAUGAUCGUUCACCACUCCCUUUGAAAAUACAAUGAUUUUAUCAAAAAGAAUUUUUACAAAUUGACACUGUAUAUCCAUGUAAUUACAACAUGUUCUACUGUGGUGUAUAUUCCAUGUAUCCACAUGAACAUGAUGCAACCUGCAGGGGACACUAUAAGUGAUCCUACAGUGAGCACCUCUGCCCGACUACUUGAUAUCCAAGCAGAAACAAAAUAAAUAAAGGCAGAUCGGAGUUUAGGGGGCUCUGCUACUCCAGCCAUGUCAGCAGCAUUGCACAUGUCAGUGCAGAGAGUGAAUGUGAGUGUAAAGGGCUUUAAAUAGACCCCCAAAUGAGCGCAGUGGGAUGUGGCGUCCCAUGGGAGGAUCACUGUCAGCUGACACAGCACAGCUGUCCUGCCAGAGCUCACUUUUAUUGGCUGUAGGGCAGCUGAUAUUGUCAGACCGAUAAGGAUGAGGCUUUUAAUGUGACUCAGUGGGCCUCAACAAACACACACAAAAAUAAUAACUUGAUUUGCUUCUUGCAUGACUGCCAUAUGAAAGAACUUAAUCAUCUGGCCAAAUAUGAGUAGAAACUCUACCAUGUAGGGCAACUACAGGGCUUUGUAUUUGCGUUGUGAACCAAAGCUGUCACGUGACAUUAUUAUGAAAUAUCAACUUGCCAGUGUGAUAUUUCAUUUACAUGAAAGUGUCAUACUUACAUGCUUGGUUUGAUUUCAUUGCAUAUUUGCUAUGUAUGUUUUGUUUCAUCUCCUUGACAGUUAUCUUAUCCUUCACUGAUUGCGGUGAUUAAUUGAUAGUAGCUGUGUUACCUUGUUGCAGUGUGACCUCUGAUGAUCCAUCUAACACACUUUGAUUGUUUGGAGCUCUUAGAGUGUAGGACAGUAUUGUGUAGCUGUAAUCUCAGUGUGUAUGUCUAUGAUUCAAUGUGUCUGGCUGAACGGUGUGUGAUACGACUGCGUCUGCAUGGUGUGAACAUACUCUACAUUCCGGUACUGUGACUUUUGUGCCGUAAAGUGCUGUUUUUGACUGUCAUAACUGUGAAAGUUGUUAGAGAAUUAGCAAAGGUAAUGGUGGUUAAACAUAUAUCUUCCAUGUAAAUGUUAGCUGAAGAACGAAUGCAAGGAUAGUUAUGCCUGCAUACAUCUGAAGGUGUCAAGUGAUUUCACAAUGUAACUAAGUAUUUUAUUUAUUUAGAAAUGAAAAUAUAGUAUAAAGGACCUUUUGUGUAGAGUGAGAUGUUUUUAAAACUAAUAACUGAUUCUGGGGUAAAUUAGAUGUUAUCAGUCAUGAUUAAUGACGAUUAUGAAAAAAAAUCUGUACAGAAUGUUAUUGUUUUCUUAUGCGUCUGAAAAAAUUUAUAAUGUAUGUAGGAAGGAUACAAAUGAAAUAUGGUACAGUAUAACGACAGCAGACAAUCUAUGCCACAAAGUUUAUUUUCCUUGAAUGAUGUAUUUAUUUUCUUAUUUAUAUAUAUAUACAGUAUAUAUAUGUACCUUUUAAAUGAGCCAAAAUUCUGCUGGCCAGUGAGGGAGAAUUAUUUCACUGUAGAAAAAAUAAAUGCAUCAUAAUUUUCUUUUCUUGAAGUUAGAGGAGUGAGCUUUAUCUCUCCAGUUUUGACAUGUUACUUUUACUGUGUGAAAUGUAGAUUGUUUAGUCUACAUGUGUUUCUAGGAUUGCUAAGGAAAUGAUUUAUCCAUCUAUCCAUUUUCUGUACCGCUUAUUCUCACUAGGGUCACGGGGGUAUGCCGGAGCCUAUCCCAGCUGACUUCGGGCGAGAGGUGUGGUACACCCUGGACUGGCUGGGAAAUGAUUUAAAUGCUAACAAAUACUGCGAUGUUUGAUUUGAUAUUUGGCAUAUGCGACCAUGGAGAUUCCCAAAAGUGAUGUGUCACAUGCAGUGCAACAAAAUGAUAUACUGUAGUGUACUAGUACAUCCCUUUAAAGUUGUUUAAAUGUGUGCAUUCUUUUUGUAUGGUUGUCCUUGUCAAUCAUUGCUGGUUUGGUAUAAUGGAUUUUAGUGAAUGAUAUAACAUGCUGCUGAGAUUCAGAAGUGUCGUCUUUGUAAUACAAGGAAGUAAUGUUUUAAAUCCAGGAAAUUAAAGAAUGCAGCCUGACCCUCUAAAA
This is a messenger RNA of Dunckerocampus dactyliophorus (ringed pipefish), 5913 nucleotides long. RefSeq names its product inositol polyphosphate-5-phosphatase Jb (gene inpp5jb). Gene Ontology annotation, molecular function: phosphatidylinositol-3,4,5-trisphosphate 5-phosphatase activity; phosphatidylinositol-4,5-bisphosphate 5-phosphatase activity. Gene Ontology annotation, cellular component: cytoplasm; ruffle; plasma membrane. Bases 604 to 2661 code for a protein of 685 amino acids. NCBI's taxonomy places the organism in Eukaryota, Metazoa, Chordata, Actinopteri, Syngnathiformes, Syngnathidae. The transcript has 15 exons. The record is from RefSeq and is a predicted model, not a curated record. Gene Ontology annotation, biological process: phosphatidylinositol dephosphorylation; negative regulation of peptidyl-serine phosphorylation.